AUGGUGGUUGAGAGGCGGCAAUCUAGUGCCCACCGGGCCCAGCCUGACCUUGUUCAGCUCAGUGCAGAGGCUUCGCAGUGCGCCCGAAGGAGUGCCUGGCGCAACGCCUUGGAUCUCCUCAACAGCCUCGCGCGCCGAGCGCUCCGAGCAGACACCAUCUUCUUCAGCACCUGUGUGAGUGCUUGCGAGAAGGCGAGUUCUUGGACCACGGCUUUGGCGCUGUUGCAACAGAUGGACUCGUGGAAGGUGGAGGCCAAUGUCUUUAGCUUCAGCGGAGCCAUCAGUGCAUGUGACAAGCAAGGAGUCUGGGAAGCAGUGAGUGUGCUGAUGGAGCGCAUGGCCACAGAGGGUAUCAGCGGGAAUAGCUACACCUACAAUGCUGCCAUUGGAGCCUGUGCGCGCGCUGGCCAAUGGUGCUCCGCCCAAUGCUUGGCCGCACAACUGGCUCUGCUUGGGACUUCCGGUGGAGCCGGCUUGCGGCGGGACGCAAUCACUGCCAGCAGUGUGGUGGGCACUUUUGAGCAGGCACGCUGGCCUCGGGCAUUGGACGCCUUCGGAUCGAUGGCGCAAGCAGAUGUGCAGCUCAACGACUUCACCUUUACCUCUUUGAUCUCUGCCGUCGACCAUUGGUCCACUACACUCCUCUUGCUGGAGUCGAUGACAGCGCGAAGUCUGCAGAUCACUCCAAUGACAUGCUCAGCAGCGCUGGCACGUGCUUGUGAGGGUCACUGGCAAGCAGCUUUGGCACUUCUUCAUAGCAUGAUGCAGACUCAUUUGGCAGUCAGUGGCAUUCAGGUGGGUGCUCUGCUCGAGAGUGCAUCCUCCUUGGGAAAGCCGCAAAUGUUGGGUCUGCUGAAGAUGCUCAAGUCCUGGGCGAAGCCCUGCAGGCAGAAGGAUCGGUCCUUGGAGGAACAUCUCAUCAGACCCCGUCUGCGGAGCUAUCCAUCCUUUGAUGAGCUGCCCAUCGUCUUCGAGGAUGAGUCCCUUGUGGCAGUGGCCAAGCCCUUUGGCGUUUCCUCCGAAGACUGCCUUCAGAUGUUGGCCUCCAAGUUCCCGGCGCUCACCCGCCUCUCUCGUUUGGAUUGGCCCACCUCCGGGCUGUUGCUGGCGGCCAAGGGAACCCCCGCCAGUGAGACGUCCUGGUGGUUUCUGGCGCAGUUUGCCGGGCGUUUGGUCUCCAAGAGGUAUUUGUGUUUGGUGGCCGGCGACGCAGGUGCCGUUGGGCAUUGCGAGGAGAUUGCUAAGCCCUUGCAGGUUGUGAAAGGCACAAGCUCCAGCUCUGUGGAAGUUCUGGAGGAGGGUGAAGAGGGCCUGGCCGCCCGCACACGUAUCACGUGUCUCGCCCUCUAUGGAAGCGGAGGCCUCGCUUCGCAGCCGGCGGCCUCGCUGCUGCUGGCGGAGCCCUUGACGGGGCGGACGCAUCAGUUGCGCGCGCACCUGGCGCAUGUGGGCUGGCCCAUUGUGGGGGAUGCUACCUAUGCGGCGGAGGGACAUGCGGCAGAGGUCUCUUCUUGGUGUCCAAGGCUCUUCUUGCAUUGCUGGCAGAUGGAUGUCUUCGCAUUGAAUGGUCAGACCAUGACUCUUCAAGCGGAUCUUCCCAAGGUCUUACGCGAUGCACUCAAGAGCUUGAAGCUCCAAGAUGGUGCUUUGCCUGACGAAAAGAACCGCUGCCACAUCCUCGCCCGCGGACGCGCAGAGCUGUCGAGGGUGAGGAGGGUGAAGAGUGAGAUGCCAAGAGAGCAGCAGAUGCUUGCCGUGAUCUUGUUUGCUGCGGACAUUUCUUGGUGCUCGUGGUUUCACCACGGUGUGGGAGUCCUCUUGGUGGACAAGUCCCAGCUUUUGAAUGGCCACUGCACCGAGGCCGAAGAUGACCACUGCAUCCUCCGGUCGAUCCUGCUUGGCUUGAAGAAGUGUCGGUGGUGCAACUCCCAGGAUCCACCGCUGAAUCGACCAGGUCUUAGCCGCCGACCUCCAAAGGGCUCUAUGCAGGCCCUACGGCUCCUGGCUCACCAGGGCUGGUCCCAGCUCGCUGUAGUGACGGAAGACCAGAAGAUGGCAUUCCUGGAAGCCUCUGCCGCAUUCACAGUAGGAGUGAACAUCAUGUCAGUGUUGUCCGAGAACCACUUCCUUUGCAACGCAUGGAGGGGAGUAAAAAAGGCGGUCGCACUGCUGCGCUAUGGCGAUGAGAACUUCAGACACGUGGACUGCCGGCAUGCGGAACCGCGUUCGACGCGGAUGUGCUGCGGGAUGCAGGCGCAGGCGCGCUGUACAAGCGGCCUGCUGUACAAGCGGCAAAGGUGCUACGCCACCAGCAGUGUGCUGUCGAUGGACGGCGGGCGAAAGCGGCGGCUGCGGGCACAGACUGCGCAUGUUGUGGCUUUGGGCCGACAGACUCAGUGGCCAAAGGCAUUGGAGAUCUUACAGCAGAGCCACUCGGAAGCUGAUGAGAAGCUCUACACGGCGGUGUGCGGGGCUUUAGAACGUGCCAGUGCCUGGCAGCAGGUGCUUCGUCUUCACGGCCGUGCUCUGGAGACGGUCCAGCACGAUGAGCGCUUCCUGGGCCUGGCUUGCUCGGCGUGCAGCAAGGGCCGUGCCUGGAGACAUGCGCUCAGCUUGGCCGUGGAGACCGGUCUUCAGAGGCCCGAAACGGCCAAUGCUCUUUUGAGUUGCCUGGACUACAGUGGCCAGUGGCAGCUGGUUCUCCAGAUCUUGUCUCAACUCCCUGAGCUCGAUGUGGUCGCCUUCGGUUGCGCCAUCAGCGCCUGCGCCCGCGCGGCCCAGUGGCGCCACGCCACGGCGCUGCUGUGGCAGUCCGCAGAGGUGGCGGAUGAGGUGACCUUGGGUGCAGCAGUCAGUGCUUGCGACAAGGGCCACGAGUGGCAAAUGGCCUGCGCCUUGUUGUUGGCCAUGCCUCAG
Messenger RNA from Durusdinium trenchii, 2916 nucleotides. Lineage: Eukaryota; Dinophyceae; Suessiales; Symbiodiniaceae. The record is from the annotation of a GenBank genome assembly.